AUGGAGAAGAUUCGUCAACAAAUUUGUUCAGGUGGGAUGGUUUUUGCCUUUGUUGAAGGUACAUUUGUGACUGUCCUCAGGGAAGGGCAUUGGGUUUUACUAGAUGAAGUAAACUUAGCCCCACCGGAGAUAUUGGGUAGGCUUAUUGGUGUUCUUGAAGGAGUGAGAGGAUCACUGUGUUUAGCUGAGAGAGGGGAUGUAAUGGGCAUUCCCAGACAUUCGAAUUUCCGUUUGUUUGCCUGUAUGAAUCCAGCCACGGAUGCUGGUAAGCGAGACUUGCCGUUCUCCUUCCGUAGCAGAUUUACAGAGUAUGCUGUGGAUGAUGACUUGUGUGAUGAUGACCUGGAGAUAUUCGCGAGACGAUUCUUAGGUGGACGUGGAUCUGACAGUAAGUUAGUAGGCAACAUUGUUAGCUUUUACAAAGAAGCUAAAAGGUUAUCUGAAGAAUGCUUGCAGUAUGGUGCUAAAAGGUCUCUUUACCGUGCUCUAGAGUACGCGAUAAUAGCAGAAGGUAUUGGCGGAUUUCAGAAAGCACUAUACGAUGGUUUUUCCAUGUUUUUCCUCUCCUUAUUGGAUGCUUCCAGUGCUAAGAUCAUGAACCCAAUAAUACUGCAACGUAUCUCAAGGGAAAGUAGCCGGGGCCAACCACUUCAAAGAUACUUGGGAGAAUUAAAAGGCAGUUCUGAUGAAUUUGUGGGGAAAUAUGUUAAGACAAAGAGUGUUAUUGAACACCUUGAUCACUUGGCGCAUGCCAUUUUUAUUAAAAAAUAUCCUGUUCUCUUACAAGGACCAACAUCCAGUGGAAAAACAAGCCUUGUCAAAUAUCUCGCAGCAAUAAGUGGAAACAAAUUUGUUCGAAUCAAUAAUCAUGAGCAGACCGAUCUCCAAGAAUAUUUAGGUUCCUAUAUGACAGAUUCGUCAGGGAAGCUUAUAUUUCACGAAGGAGCGUUGGUGAAGGCUGUCAGGGAUGGACAUUGGAUUGUCUUAGAUGAACUAAAUUUGGCCCCAUCUGAUGUCUUGGAGGCACUAAACAGACUGCUUGAUGACAAUAGGGAGCUUUUUGUGCCUGAGCUGCAAAAAACAAUCUCAGCGCAUCCUAAUUUCAUGCUCUUUGCUACACAGAAUCCUCCUGCUUUAUAUGGCGGACGCAAAAUACUGUCUCGAGCUUUUCGUAACCGCUUUGUGGAGAUUCAUGUUGAUGAAAUUCCAGAAGAUGAACUGAGUGAAAUUCUUACUGAGAAGUGUCUUAUUGCAAAAAGUUAUGCUACGAAAAUGGUUGAAGUGAUGAAAGACCUGCAACGCGAUAGGCAGAGUAGCAAAGCUUUUGCUGGAAAACAUAAAUAUAUAACUCCAAGAGAUUUAUUCCGGUGGGCAGAUCGAUUUAGGACUUAUGAAGGUAAAUCUAACGAAGAACUAGCCAGAGAGGGCUAUUACCUCCUUGCAGAAAGGCUGCGUGAUGACACUGAGAAGUUAAGUUGUUAA
Messenger RNA from Arabis nemorensis, 1482 nucleotides. The record is from the annotation of a GenBank genome assembly. Lineage: Eukaryota; Viridiplantae; Streptophyta; Magnoliopsida; Brassicales; Brassicaceae.